CACAUUGUUCAGAAUUUAUUUAGGACAGAAGUGUCAAAAUUAGUCGUGAACUUUGAGGUUUGAGUAGGAGAUAAUAUUAGUAUGUCAAGUGUAUUUUCAGGCACCUACGCUUAGUGUAUUACAUUAUUCUAUUCAUACAAUAAACAUAAGUAAUAUGUAUAUUAUUCAUAAUAAUGUUUAAUAAUAGGUUUUAGUAAAGCAUGAGAUGAAUGAUUUUUAUUUUCUUGGACAAUAAAGAUUUAACAAUCUACCUCUACCAUCAUGGAUGACUAUGUUCAUGAUGAUUCGAAUUUCGCCCUUCAAGUUGAACAGAAUUUAGAUGUUGUGUUUCCUAAUGAUGACAGUUCUACAACUGACAAUUAUUCGACUCUAGGAGGUUAUGGUUAUGCUUCAAGUUCAUCUAGUUCUUCAAUUGAUUCACAUUUAAUUUUACCUGAAAGAAGUCAGUCCAGCAGACUGGCAGCAGUAUUCCUGUUGGUGAACGCUGCUCUGGGAGCUGGUCUCCUCAACUUUCCACAAGCCUUUGAUCAAGCUGGGGGAAUAUCUGUUGCUCUUCUGGUUCAGUUGGUACUGGUUUGCUGUGUGUGUUUCGGCUUGCUUGUAUUGGCACACUCAUCAUGGCAUGUCCACGCUGCCACACUCCAGGGCACAAUGGCCGGAACCUGUGGCAAAAAGGGCUCAAUUGUUUGUUCUCUCCUGAUCGCUCUUUAUUGCUUUGGCACUUGCGUCACAUUCCUCAUCAUCAUCGGUGACCAGUUUGAUCGAGUGUUGAAGUCAUUAGUAGGCCCCAAUUUUUGCUAUUCAUGGUACAUGAAUCGCCAGUUCACCAUAUCGGCUUCUGCAUUAGUUUUCAUUCUUCCUAUGUGUUAUUCCAGAACUAUUGAUUUCUUAAAGUAUGCCAGCUCUUUAGGUGUUCUAGCUGUGGUGUACGUUGUGGGUCUUGUAGUUGCACAACAUUACACUGGUGACUUCGUACCGGGUCCCAUCAAGACUUCUCCUGACCAUUGGACCGAUGUUUUCUACGUAGUUCCAGUCAUCUGUUUUGGUUACCAAUGUCACGUCAGUGUAGUGCCUAUCUACUCGUGUAUGGAUGAUCGCCGCAUGGGCUCAUUCACUGUGGUGAUAGUCGCCACUCUUGCCCUCUGCUCCUCGGCAUACACUCUCACUGGAACCUAUGGUUACCUCACAUUUGGUAGUGAUGUGUCAAGUGAUAUCCUGGAGGACUACAGUGGGGCCAGUAUGGCUGUCCUAGUCGGCAUCGUUGCCAUCGCAGUCAAGACUGUCACCACAUACCCUAUCCUGCUGUUUUGUGGAAGGGAAGCCCUAACAAGUGUCUGGUGUCAAUUCGUUGGAGAUUUUGAACCAUCAUACCCACCUACAGAGAGGUUACGUCGAGUAGUGAUUUCAACCCUUUGGUUCGCAACUACCAUUGUCCUGGCAGUCAUCAGUCCUGGCAUUGGCAUAGUAAUUGAUGCUCUUGGAAGUCUAGCUGCUGUCUUCAUAUUCAUUUUGCCUGGUUUGUGUCUACUACAGACUUGUCUACAGCGGGACCCGUGCCUAAUGGUGAAUCGGAUGCGAUGGUAUGUGGGCAUAGCUGUGAUGUUCGCUGCGGUAGGGGCUUUCAUCAUGGGUGUGGUGCUGGUGCAAACAGUGGAGAGAGUCCUCACCACACCUGCUACCCCAUCUUAUCUCUGUACCUGAUCUCAUGUUAUGCUCAAUAGGUUAGGCUAGUCAGUGAUAAUCUUUCUUCCAAUAAGUAAGUUAUCGUCCUAUAAUAAUGUUGUGGUGCUGUUUAAUUGAUUUAACCAAUGAGAUUACUUUCUCUACUGUUUUUAGUUUUUUAGGAUAAAGUGAGACUAGUGUGUUUGCGUUAGACUUAAAUGGCCUUUUGAAUUUCAUAUUAUGUGAUAUUUAUAAAAUAUAUUUGAUAUACAUAAGAACAAACAAAUAGUUGAUGAAGUAAUAUAGUAUAGACUGCCCAAAAUAACAAGGUAUUAAUAAAAUAAUAAAUACAAAAUAUAUUUAUAAAUACAAGUUAUAAAAUGUCGUUUUAAAAUGUUUAGGCACAUAUUAAGCCUUUUAUAUGUCUAUAAGUUAUUUCAAUACUGUAGGGUAUGAGUAAAGUGUUAAUUCACCUAGCCUCAGAUGACACUACAUAGCUACAUGUAGACCUACCAUCAGGAGCUGCAUACUCUCAUAUGUAUCUGCCUACAUUUUAUAAAACACACUUAUUUGCCAAUUUUACUUUUACUAUUUUUCAUAAGUAGUAAUGUUUACACUACCCAGAAUAGUUGUGCAAAGUAGAUAAUUAUGUGAUAUAAUUAAAGUUUAAUACAAAGAAAUCGUGAAUAUACAUGGUGUGUAAAAUGUAUGGAAAUAUCUUAAUAUUUUUUAAACCAUAGCUAAUGAAAUUUACAAACUUGGCAUAAUGUUUUUUGGCUAUCUUAAUUACUAUUUUAUGCACAACAAUCAUACACGUACAUUGGGGAGAUGGUCCAUGGGCUGUGUCAUGGAAAUUUUUAACGCAAGCGUGUGUUAAUAUGCAUAUCACUUUAAAGCUCAUUAUCAUUAGAACUUAAUGCUGCAAACCACAAUCCAUAAGUUUUAAUCAUUAUAAACUGGUGGCUGUUGAAAAAGAAUCAAUGUUGAAGUUUUAAAUGGCUGCCAUUUUUUUAUACGAUAAAUGAUUUAGGAAUUAUUCUUUCAGAAAGUAUAGGACUUUCGGUGUGUACUGAAAGUUUUAUGUAUUGCAAACAAUAACUAGGAACAAUAUUAUAAAUAAUAACAUUGUCCUCAAGUAAAAUUUUCUUUUAAAUUGUAGUAUAGUGACAAGCAUUUUUAAUGCACUGUUGUACAUAAAAAUGUGAACAAGAACAAAAUAUGAGCAUACAUUUUAAAGAUUAAAUUAGUUCCCUCAGUUAUUGAUAAUAAUGAACAGCAAACAUCAUAGUGAUGGCUACUAGGUUACAUAAGGGAUGUGAGGGAGAGUUUUGAGUGACUUGACUAACAAUGUUGACAUACUUGCUAGAUUGAGAGAAAGUACUCACUCGCUACAUAUAUCCUAUGUAAAAAAAAUAUCACUUCCCUACAACAGUAAAACUAAUUAUAUUUUUUCUAAGCCAAUUUAUAUAAUAAAUAUUGAAACCAUUAAUUAACAUAAGUAAGGUAGAGUUGAGGUAUGCUUGUAAAGGUCAGAUUUGUUACGCAUAUCUCUUUGAAAUUAAGUGAUUUCGAAGUUUAACCAAGUAAUGGUAAGUUUGAUAAGUUUCUUUGAGUACCCUGUAAACUGUAAAACAUGAUGAACUCAAUGUGAACAUCAGUUACUCAAUGUGAAACAGUUUUAAGAAGAUACAACUGAGUUGUUUAUUAAUAGGAUAAUGUUAAUGUUUUAAAGUAUGGAAUGCCAUAAGGAACUUGAUUAUUAUUUUAUAAUAAUUACAAUGUACUCAACAUAUGGUUAGUCCCUGUAUUUCAAUGUCUAUUACUUUCAUUUUGAGGCCCUAUUAUUAAUAUUACUGUAUACAGUAUAUGAAUUGGGUAUAUUUGUCUUUAUUUAGUAAUUUAUUUGUGUAUUCUUACUAGAUAACUGCAAAACCCUAUUAAUAUCUUUUUCUACAGCAUACACAGAUCGUGUCUUACAGAUAUCCAUGUUUGUGGCAAGUGGAGUCCCUAUAGUAAUAUUUUAUCUGGAUGGUUUGAAAAGAAAAGUGACAAUUCAAUGUCAUGAAUGUCACUGCUAUCUUAUAGAUAUCAGUUAAAGUACAGGACUAUGACACCUGUCCUCUAUAUCUCACUUGUUUUAGUAAUAGCUGCAUAGUGUAGAUGACACAUGGAGUGACAUAGUGAUGGGGGAGCUCUAUAGUAUAGUUGAGUGAUGUCAUAUGAUGCUGUGCCGUCUCUGGUCAGUAGACUUGUCUGUUGAUGACACUUAAAGUGAUAUAGUUAUGGGGGAGUUGUAUAGUAUAGUUGAAUAUAAUAUUUGAUGUUUUGCUAUCAUAUGAUGCUGCUGUGCCGUCUCUGGUCAGUAGACUUGUCUGUUGAUGACACUUAAAGUGAUAUAGUUAUGGGGGAGUUGUAUAGUAUAGUUGAAUAUAAUAUUUGAUGUUUUGCUAUCUUUGGCCAGUUGUAGAUCUGUACACCUGUCAAACCUGUAUUGAAUAAUGUUAGUAUGAAAACAGCAUUAACCAAACGAGAGGGUGACAGUAGGAAGUAGACAAACCUGCUUUGAGAAUGUUAGCAGAGAACGCCAUUAACCAAACGAGAGGGUGACAGUAGGAAGCAGACAAAUCUGUAUUGAUAAAUGUUAGUAUGAGAACGCCAUUAACCAAAUGAGAGGUGACAGUAGGAAGUAGACAAACCUGCUUUGAGAAUGUUAGCAGAGAACGCCAUUAACCAAACGAGAGGGUGACAGUAGGAAGUAGACAAACCUGCUUUGAGAAUGUUAGCAGAGAACGCCAUUAACCAAACGAGAGGGUGACAGUAGGAAGUAGACAAACCUGCUUUGAGAAUGUUAGCAGAGAACGCCAUUAACAAAACGAGAGGGUGACAGUAGGAAGUAGACAAACCUGCUUUGAUAAUGUUAGUAUGAGAACGCCAUUAACCAAACGAGAGGGUGACAGUAGGAAGUAGACAAACCUGCUUUGAUAAAUGUUAGCAGAGAACGCCAUUAACCAAACGAGAGAUUGACAGUAGGAAGCAGACAAAUCUGUAUUGAUAAAUGUUAGUAUGAGAACGCCAUUAACCAAAUGAGAGGUGACAAUAGGAAACAGACAAACCUGUAUUAAAAAAUAAAAUUGUGAGUGAUAGAUGAGUAUGGGCUACUCUUAAUGGCUUCCAAGUGCAAAGGGGGUAAGUGUAAUAGUUAUAGCCAAACUUUUAUAAUUCUGAAAUGCAAAAUGAUAUUCUCUAAACCCUCUAUAUUGUGGCAUUGUUUCUAAAAUAAAAGUAGAGUAUAAUCUUGUUUAUCCAGAUCUCAGAGUAAUUCAAAUAGAUUUUUAUAAAAUUGUGCACAUUUUUUUAAAGAAUAAACAUUUUUUAAAUAUACAGUGUAAUUUGUAUUUUUUGAACACAUGUUAUUACUUUAGUUUAAAGUGACAAUAUAUAAGUUAGCAAUGUUGUACAAAAGAUUUAUAAUUAUAAUUUGGAAGAUGUUAAUGAUUGGUCUUAGUCCGAUAAUAGCCUUGGUACGAUGACUGACAUAUACAUUGUACUAGCAAUUUGUUCUUGAAUGGUAACGGAACAGUAAAAACUAUUCUGAUAAUGAACUGAAAGGUGUUAUGAUUGGCCUCAGUUCGACAGUAGCAUAGGUACAAAGACUGACGUAGAUGUUGUAUUAGCAAUUUGUUCUUGUGUCUGGGGAUAUUAAAAAAUAAAUAUUCUUAUAAUAAAGUGGAAGAUGGUAUGAUUCAUUGUGAUCCAACAGGUUAUAUCAGCUAUUGAUUUAAUUUUAGCUUUGAAACAUUUGCGUACUUUCCGGAAGCAGAGUACCAAAGUUAACAAAAGGAAUAACUUUUUACUAAACAGCAUUCAACAUUUCUUUUUAUUGUUUUUGUUCUCUAUACUCUGUCUCUGUCAAACGAAAUAAUAAACUGGCUCUGUUUAACUAUUAUAUUCAUAAGAAAUAAAUUCCUUAUUAUUUGCAAUAUAUGUAUUUUUACUGUAUUCUUGGUUUAUCUGGAUUUUUGUUUAUCCAGAUUACUUCUGGUCACAAAUAAUCUGGAUAAACAAGAUUGUACUACAGUAUCCAUCUGAAAAUUAGUAAAGCAAUUUCUAAAUUUAACCAAAUAGAAGAACUAAGAUAUAGUUUUCUUUCUUAAGUAAUUUUACUGUUACUUACAUGUCUAAUUAAUUUUUUUUUAAUAUUUUACUUUAUAAAUAAUUAAUUCUUUUUUAAAUGUAACAAAUAAAUAAUAAUAUGCUUCAAGAUAAUCUUGUUCAUUUUUGUCAUAGAUAUGCAAUUUUUAUUUUGUGUAAUUAGAUCAAAAUGUUUUAGUACAAACAGACAUUUUUUAAUUUUAAAAGUAAUAAAAAUUAGGUGUAAGUAAAACUAGUAAUAAACCAAACAAAUGAUUUUGGGAGAAAUGUAAUGAAAUAAUGCAAACUAUAGAUUAAAUAUAAACAGUAGCUGUGUACUUUUGUCACAACACAGUUACAUACAUCGAAAAAUUGUGUAUUCUAAUAUCCGAGAAUAAGUAAUGGCAUAAAAUAAACUAAUUGAUUUAUACGAAUUCCCAUUACAGAAAUGUUAGAUGCGUUAAUGUUUGCCCAGUAUAAUAAACUGGCUCUGUUUAACUAUUAUAUUCAUAAGAAAUAAAUUCCUUAUUAUUUGCAAUAUAUGUAUUUUUACUGUAUUCUUGGUUUGUCUGGAUUUUUGUUUAUCCAGAUUACUUCUGGUCACAAAUAAUCUGGAUAAACAAGAUUGUACUACAGUAUCCAUCUGAAAAUUAGUAAAGCAAUUUCUAAAUUUAACCAAAUAGAAGAACUAAGAUAUAGUUUUCUUUCUUAAGUAAUUUUACUGUUACUUACAUGUCUAAUUAAUUUUUUUUUAAUAUUUUACUUUAUAAAUAAUUAAUUCUUUUUUAAAUGUAACAAAUAAAUAAUAAUAUGCUUCAAGAUAAUCUUGUUCAUUUUUGUCAUAGAUAUGCAAUUUUUAUUUUGUGUAAUUAGAUCAAUAUGUUUUAGUACAAACAGACAUUUUUUAAUUCUAAAAGUAAUAAAAAUUAGGUGUAAGUAAAUCUAGUAAAAAACCAAACAAAUGAUUUUGGGAGAAAUGUAAUGAAAUAAUGCAAACUAUAGAUUAAAUAUAAACAGUAGCUGUGUACUUUUGUCACAACACAGUUAGAUACAUCGAAAAAUUGUGUAUUCUAAUAUCCGAGAAUAAGUAAUGGCAUAAAAUAAACUAAUUGAUUGAUACGAAUUCCCAUUACAGAAAUGUUAAAUGCGUUAAUGUUUGCCCAGUAUUAGCACACCAAGUUUACUGUUCAUUUAUGAGUUUCGUAUUAUACAGUUUUAAAUUCAAUAUUUUAUGAGCAUGCUUUUUCUUUGAGUCCAAAUUUUAUAACCCUCGAACUGGCAAAUGCCCAAUAUUGAGUGUUUUAGUAGCAGUAUAACAGUUCUUAAUUUUUAGCUUUUUAACAUUUUUUUCUACAUUUAUAAAAUAUGGUCAAUUUGUAUUUGUUUCAAUAUUAAAAGAAAAAGGAUUUCUCUAUUGGACCAUUCUUACUAUGCAGCAGGCUGCAAAUAAAUUUUGAUACAUAUUUUUCUGAAACUUCUAUUGGCCAUAGACUAUUUAAAUUUAAAUAUCAAUAUAGUUAGAGGAACACGUCUGGUAUUUCAAACGUUUCAUACAGGAUGGAAGACAAUUUUUAUUUUGAAAUUCAUGCAUUAAAAUGUUUAUUUCUCUACUUGCACAUGAACAGUGUAAAUAGAGCCUAUAGUGGUCUAUAUUUACAUAAUAUAGAGUUGCUCGAGUUAUAGUUGUGUGAAUAAAUAUAAUCCUAAAUUAUGUUGUUUUAAGUUAUGUUUAAUUAAUCAGCAAAUACAAUAGUUAUGAUUAAGUAAUUUUUGGGACAUUUCAGUCAAUAAAUGCAAUCGUAUGCAUCUAGAUAAGUUUUAUAGAAGUUGGUUAUUAAAUAUUGCACCUCAAAAUAUGUGUAAUUGAUUUCCCAUUUGUUUGAUAGUAUUUUGCAAUUAUAUAAGGUAGUACUUAUUUCUUUAUUAACAUACUGAUUCACUGGUUAUGUUCAAGCAAGUGUGAAAGGCUAAGAUGUGUGUUAUAGACUGGCUAGCUGAAUAGUGCCAUCCAGUUAAAUUAUUUCAUAGUUUAUUAGUUAUGUAUUUGAUAGGCCUACUGGUUAAUUAUUUUUAUACUAUUGUAUUUAUGUAUACUGUGAAUUGUUAAUUAUAUUUUAUUAUAUAAAUGUUCAUGUUUUUUAAAAAUUACAAAAUUUAUUGUGUGUGGAAAUUAAAAUAUCAUGUAUGUAUUUGAUCUUAUUCAUGAGAUGUUUGGAAUUGACUUAUAUUUUUGUGUAAAUUAAAUAAAGCCACAUUGUUGGAUUUUUAUUUGUU
Messenger RNA from Homalodisca vitripennis (glassy-winged sharpshooter), 8067 nucleotides. RefSeq names its product putative sodium-coupled neutral amino acid transporter 7. Bases 262 to 1701 code for a protein of 479 amino acids. The transcript is spliced from 7 exons. Lineage: Eukaryota; Metazoa; Arthropoda; Insecta; Hemiptera; Cicadellidae. Gene Ontology annotation, molecular function: amino acid transmembrane transporter activity. The record is from RefSeq and is a predicted model, not a curated record. Gene Ontology annotation, biological process: amino acid transmembrane transport.